UUUACACACAAAAAGAUAUUUUGAGACUCGGAUGGAUAAUAGCCACGGCUGAAAUUUCCCGACAGCAAAACGGCGUCACUACCGGAGGCCGUUGAAACCCUUUCCAAUCAUCCCUCACCGAAAACAAAAUGAACGGCGAAGAUCCAACCGACGGUCACGAUUUCAUCAGCUCUCUACCAGACGCGAUUCUCCACCUCAUCCUCUCCUCAAUUCCGACAAAGUCAGCGAUCAGAACCUCCGCCCUGUCCAAGCGAUGGAGACACGUCUGGUCCGAGACCCCUUCCCUCUCCAUCGACAGCCACAGAGUGGUCGCCAGAUCGAUAAACAAAACCUUAUCCACCUUCUCGUCUCCCAAAGUCGCGACCUUUCACCUCCGAACAUGCUUAGCCAAUAGGAUCCAGCACGUCGACACCUGGAUCGAGUUCGCCGUCAACCGUCACGCGGAGAAGCUCUCUCUCGAGUUUCGUGAUACACGUGUCAGGGACUACGACUUCCCCGACUCCUUCUACGCCAACUCUACCGUGAAGGAGCUCUUGAUCGAGUCUGGAUCCGUUGUGAUGAAACCUAAGCGUGACGUGUCGUGGACGUCGCUAAAGAGCUUGUCUUUGAGUUACUGUAAGCUCUCCGACGACGCCCUUGUCAAGAUUCUCUCUGGCUGUCCGCUGCUUGAGAGCUUGGAGCUGAUGUUCUGCGACGAGUUUCGGUGUCUUGAUCUGAGCCGUUCGCCGCGUGUGGUGAGAUUGGAGAUUGAUCGGAGCGAUUGGUUUCUCGGACCGACGGAGAUUGUGGCGCCGCAUGUGCAUUGUUUGAGAUUGAGACACUCGAGGUUACCGUGUAGAUUAGUGGAUGUGUCUUGUUUGAAAGAAGCUAAUUUGAACAUUUACUUCUGCGAUCUUGGAACACUUACUGGUGAUUUUCUUCAAGGGAACGUGGUGAAGAUGCUGGCGAAGUUGCAGAAUGUUGAGAAGCUUACUGUUGGUGCUACCUUUCUCCAGAUGUUGUCUCUUGCGGCGCUCUGUGAUGUACGUUUCCCGACGCUCAAGGUCGAAUGUUUGACUCUUGAAACGAUGAUUGUUCGGUCUGUUGUUCCUGGUAUAACAAGGCUUCUACAGAACUCACCUGGAUUACGAAAGCUAACGAUUCAUACCGUGAAAUGCAGCAUCAUAUCGGAAGCACAUUUGAACAGUUACUUGCGUUCACAUAGCUUGAACCAGCGUCAAUGCUGGAGAUCAAAAGACACGGCCUUCCCUGGAUCUAUGGAGACCAUUUCAAUGUUGGUGGGGAAGUACGCAGAGUCCAAUCUUGUGGCUUCGUUCGUGGAGCGUUUAUUGAGAAACACAAGAAGUCUGGAAACAAUGGUUGUGCUCUUGGUGGGUUACCUUGAUGCAUCAGGUUUUGAAGAGCUUGUUGCAAUGGCUACAAGACUUUCUCACAAGCGCAAUGUCUUCAUUUCCAUCAAGCAAAGCCAUGUUCAAAAUGUAUCCAACACUUUCUCGUAAUUUACUUUGUAGCAUUAGUUAUUUAAGCAAAAGCCAUUUGUUAAAAUAGGUAUCAUCACGCUCUGACGUCAGAUUAAUUGUAUUUCGAUUUUUCUGUAGAAUUGUAUAGUAAGCAUGUUUUGCUCA
Messenger RNA from Brassica oleracea var. oleracea, 1625 nucleotides. RefSeq names its product F-box/LRR-repeat protein At5g02910-like. The record is from RefSeq and is a predicted model, not a curated record. The coding region runs from base 129 to 1499 and encodes 456 amino acids. Gene Ontology annotation, molecular function: protein binding. The transcript has 3 exons. Lineage: Eukaryota; Viridiplantae; Streptophyta; Magnoliopsida; Brassicales; Brassicaceae.